Chanos chanos (milkfish) is the source of this 1824-nucleotide messenger RNA. RefSeq names its product adenosine kinase a (gene adka). Gene Ontology annotation, molecular function: adenosine kinase activity. Gene Ontology annotation, biological process: purine ribonucleoside salvage; purine nucleobase metabolic process. Lineage: Eukaryota; Metazoa; Chordata; Actinopteri; Gonorynchiformes; Chanidae. The transcript is spliced from 11 exons. Gene Ontology annotation, cellular component: cytosol; nucleus. Bases 96 to 1133 code for a protein of 345 amino acids. The record is from RefSeq and is a predicted model, not a curated record.
UGUGUGCACGCUGCUACUGCAAAUUAGUAGUGAAUUCGAAUCUCGCAACUCUGUCUGCUCAACACCUGUUGACAUCAUUGCUUCUAGCUGCGAAUAUGCCUUCAGCAAGUCCAAACACGCUGUUCGGGAUGGGAAACCCGCUCCUGGACAUCUCUGCUGUGGUGGACAAGGACUUCCUCGAUAAAUAUGGACUUAAACCAAAUGACCAGAUUUUGGCUGAGGACAAGCACAAAGAAAUGUUUGAGGAGAUUGUCAAGAAGUUUAAGGUGGAGUAUCAUGCCGGUGGCUCCACCCAGAACUCUGUGAAGGUGGCUCAGUGGUUGAUCCAGGAGCCUCACAAAGUGGCCACGUUUUUUGGCUGUAUCGGGAAGGACAAGUUUGGGGAGAUCCUGAAGAAGAAGGCGGAGGAAGCCCAUGUCGACGCCCACUACUACGAGCAGGACGAGGAGCCCACUGGGACCUGCGCCGCCUGCAUCACCGGCGACAACAGGUCUCUGGUCGCCAACCUGGCCGCUGCCAACUGCUAUAAGAAAGACAAGCAUCUGGACCUGGAGGAGAACUGGAAACUGGUGGAAAAGGCCAAAGUCUACUACAUAGCUGGUUUCUUCCUGACGGUGUCAGUGGAGUCCAUCCUGAAGGUGGCCAAACACGCUGCUGAGAACAAUAAAAUCUUCAGUCUGAACCUGUCUGCUCCCUUCAUCUGUCAGUUCUUUAAGGAGAACCUCAUGAAGGUCAUGCCCUACGUGGACAUCCUGUUCGGCAAUGAGACGGAAGCUGCCAUGUUUGCGCGGGAGCAGGGCUUUGAGACAGAAGACAUUGAAGAAAUUGUGAGGAAGGCUCAGAACUUACCCAAGGUGAACAAGAAAAGGCAGCGAAUCGUCGUCUUUACUCAGGGGAAGGACGGCACCGUGAUGACCACAGGUGGCAAGGUGGAGACAUUCCCUGUGGUGAAGAUUGACCAGAGUGAGAUUGUGGACACUAAUGGAGCCGGGGACGCCUUUGUUGGAGGGUUCCUGUCUCAGCUGGUGCAGGACAGGCCCCUGGAGCAGUGUAUUCGUGCUGGUCACUACGCUGCCAACGUCAUCAUUCGCAGAGUGGGUUGCACAUUCCCUGAGAAGCCUGACUUUCACUAAGAGAGAAGAACCAGCUGAGUGUUCUCCGGGACUGAUGCCUUCCUUCUGCUUAUAACUGACUUUUUUAAUCUUCCUUUGUUCCUGUUUCUUCCAUUCACUGCCUGUAUUCAGACCUCUGUGCCUCGUCCAGCAGUCCCGCGCCACCAGAGAAGGCAAGAAAGACAUUUAAUUAAACAAACGUGUGUUUACAAAAACAUGAGCCCUGUUGUCUUAGACAGCUGACGACUCAGACAAAUGAUUUGUCACUAUGGCUUUUGUCCUGUCUAAUUAAAACUGAUGCCUAAGCCAGAUGUGUUCAUUUUAGCAGUGUUUGUCCGGAUAAGGUAUUUGGUUGGGAACCACAAAAAGGGCUUGAAUGCAGGAGAGCUGAUGCAGCUGGUGAACGUGAGGGAAUCAGACACUGAGUUAAAUAACUGUAUUUUAUUUUUAAACCUGCAGUACCUCAGUCAUUGAUAUUGCAUUGAAUAAUGUCAACAUGCAAAAUAAACUUCAGAAGUAUUAUGAAGGCCAGUCCUGCUGUAAGAAACCAAACUACUAGCUAACACGCACACUUUCAAAUGUACACACGUGGAUUUGCAUGUGGAGGGGGAGCCUGUAUGUGUGAAAUCUGAACCCGCCUGCAUGUGGAGGUUUUUUCCCUUGUCCAGUGUCUGUCAAAAGUGAAAAAAUUAAAGUACACAACUUUACCACC